Manis javanica (Malayan pangolin) is the source of this 1342-nucleotide messenger RNA. Lineage: Eukaryota; Metazoa; Chordata; Mammalia; Pholidota; Manidae. The record is from RefSeq and is a predicted model, not a curated record.
CCAGGAAGCAGAGCCGGCUGCUCCUCCAGCCCCCGCCGGCCCCGGUGGGGCAGACCCUUCCCAGCCGCCCCAGCGCCCACUUCGCCUGGCUCUGAGCGCCGGGGCCCCUCGCUGUCCCGCUGCCAGGUGCCGCGCGACGGGACAGCCACUGAUCCCGCCACAGCGGCUCAGGGAGGCGAGGGAGGCGGUGCCCCCAACAGCCGGCCAGCGCCCGAGGGAGCCACGCCAGCACGAGGAGCCAGGGCUAGAGUGUCGUCACAUCCAGGGGGACAUGAGGAGACCCUGAUCCAGGGGUGGGGAUCAGUGAAGAGCAGCCCCCGGGGUGGAGCGCAUGCUGGGGUCCUCAGCCAGAGUGUGAGUCGCCUUCCAGGGCCCGGACAGGAAGGUCCCCCCACCCGACAGGGACUCGGAGGGCUGGAGGCAGUUCAGCACCAGCCCGCUCUGCCCUCAGGGCAGCCGGCCAGUCGCUCGGGGCCACCUCUGCUGGCACAGCAUGCACUCACCAGAACCCUCUGAACCCUGCAUUCCAGCCAGGAAACCCCCACUUCCCCCAUCUUGCUGGGGAAUUCACCAAGAAGCAGAAGUUAAUUUAGAUCACCUGAAACCCCCAGGGAGGGUCACUGCCAGCCCGACCAGAGUUCAAGCUAAUCAGCACGCAGAGCCUCCCGUGGUAGCCUCGGUCACCGGGCCAGGGAUGUCCUCCUGCCCUGACCUCCAGACCCCUCGCCUCUCACCCGGUGAAGGGUCCCCAGCCCGCCCUCCCCGCCUGAGCCUCUCUGUGGUCACUGUGAUGGCACCAGGCCUGGUUCCACCGCCGUGGGCCGUGUCUCCACUGGCUUGGGCAGCCUCCUGGAGGCCCUGCAUGCAGACCUGCCGCCUGCCUGGCCCCAGCAAGGCAGAUCCCACAUGGGCCGCACGCCCGCUUUGUGCAAGGACACCAGCCAAACAGCCAUGUGCACUCGUGGCUCAACAAAGAGAGACGGGGUCUCCUGAAACCCCAAAAAGACUGAUAAAGAGGAAACAAGAGGCCAGAGCUCUGCAGGGUCGGUGACAGCGCCGGGACGCACAGCUGCAGAGACUCGAGUGAGCUCAGCACAGAUAAGCUGGUCGCAGGGAGGGGAGCAGCCGCAUUCCUGCCUUCCCGGGCCAGAGCUGGCCGCCCCUGGCGUGGGGAGGCCGAGCCUCGGACAUGACGCGACCGCUGAGAAAUGUCCAGCACCUUCUCCUGCUCUGCUGUCGGCAGGAGCGUGGCCGGGCCCCCCACUCUGUUUGCUUUCGGCUCAGCCUCUCUCUUAAUCCUAUCUUUGCCAGUUUGUAUCCAAUUUAAUACAGCUUCCGUAAA